Molecule: messenger RNA, 1852 nt
Organism: Scleropages formosus (Asian bonytongue)
Lineage: Eukaryota; Metazoa; Chordata; Actinopteri; Osteoglossiformes; Osteoglossidae
Gene: crip3
Product: cysteine-rich protein 3
Exons: 7
Coding region: 87-731 (214 amino acids)
Source: RefSeq, a predicted model, not a curated record
ACGAGCGGACGAUCCAAGGUUCGAGGCGCGCUUUACUUUCGGGGACGAGCGUUGACGUGCACGAGCAUUGGCUGCAUUGGAGCGCGAUGACUUCCAAGUGCCCGAGAUGCGAGAAGCCCGUGUUCUUCGCCGAGAAGGUGAGCUCCCUCGGGAAGAACUGGCAUCGCUUCUGCCUGAAAUGCGAACGCUGUAACCGGACCCUGUCGGCGGGUGGCCACGCCGAGCAUGAUGGAAUGCCAUAUUGUCACCAACCAUGCUAUGCAACCCUUUUUGGGCCAAAAGGUGUCAACAUCGGGGGCGCGGGUUCUUACAUCUACGACACCCCCCCUACAACCCCGAGCAACAGGUCCUCGGACAGCCCUUCGGACGGGUCUCCCACCACACCCUGGACCGCUUCCCAGAUAACUCGGCAGCAGCCCAAAGUGGCCCCCGCCUACAUCAAGACCUUCGCCGGAGAGACGUCGCACUGCCCAGGGUGUGGAAAAGUGGUGUAUUUUGCGGAGAAGGUGAUGUCGCUCGGUCGGAACUGGCACCGGCCCUGCCUGCGGUGCGAGAGGUGCAGGAAAACGCUGACUCCUGGUGGACAUGCCGAGCACGAGGGGCGACCUUACUGCCAUGUACCAUGCUACGGAUACCUGUUUGGUCCAAAAGGGGUUAAUAUCGGGGAGGUCGGCUGCUACAUCUACGAUAAGGACCAGAGCGAGCAGAACGAACUGUCAAGCCACUCAUAAGAGGUCGUGGAAAUUACGUCAACGCCUUUCCAUUUCAAACAUACCGAUAACGCUAAAAUAAACAAUGAUUUACUAUGGUGUCAUUGCUUGGGUUGCUCCAGUGAAUCUACCAUGUUUCAUUGUUCCACAAUGUAUGAGCUUAUUAGACUAAUAAAACUGUAAUUUACUGUAAUGGCACUGGUCCUCAAACUGCCCUGUGCAUUAGUAAUAUUGCCAUAUUUAAAGCUGUGUAUGUAUGAAUAUGCUGUUAUUUUGAGGCAAGGAGCCUCGCUGACCAUGAAUAUUCAACUUGGAUAUUUUACACAAGAAUGGAUAUUUAAUAGAAAAUAUUCCCAAGUCAUGCUUAGAAUUGUCUCUUUUUCUGUUAAGUAUAAAGGUGCUUGCUGUUUUUAAGAAGGAAAAUAUACGCGAAGGUUGUUUCUGAACAUCUAGGAGUGUUGUGCCAGUAAAAGUGCAGUUUUGAUUUCACAAAAACAGCUGCAAAGGCUGUAAAGUGACAGCAAUCAAGGCCAUUUUUAAACUUGAAAUCUUAAAAGUUAGCGUCACAGAUAUUAUUGCGCAUUUGGGAAAAUUAACAUUUUUUCAUUAGAAAAAAGGUGAGACCACAGUCUUGACCAGUUUUGCAGAAUUUGGGAGCCCCAGUAAGUUGUCUCUCAAUCUGUGCUCUCUCAGGUUUCUACCUGGCAACUGUCUGGCAUCUUUGUUUCCAUUGUAUGUAACGUUACCGCAUCAACACUCAACGUGCAUGUCUGACUGUGUCCAGCUAUCUCCUGUUCUGUGGUGGGUGUGAGGGCGUCUGAAGGUUAAAGGUUCAUUUCUGUAUGCCGAUGGAUGUUAAUUCAACAACAAAACUGACCAAACAGAGCACCAAGCUGUCUUACGUCGUGUUUUGUUGAACCUAAAGGAAGAGAGGCCGCUCAUGGAAGAGACUUGAGGUCAUUUCCAAUUUUGUGUCCUUGCAUGUUAUCAAGUCUCAUAGAAUGUUGGCCUGUAUCUCUGAAGAGUAAAUGUGUUUCUCUUCUCAGUGUGAUGGCAGUUAUUUUGUUGUGCUUUAUUUAUAGCAUGUGAAAAAAGAACCAUUCUGUCAUUCAUCUUGCCAAAAUACUGGUUGGUAUCAACGA